Messenger RNA from Ipomoea nil (Japanese morning glory), 1579 nucleotides. RefSeq names its product anthocyanin 5-aromatic acyltransferase-like. Bases 49 to 1458 code for a protein of 469 amino acids. Lineage: Eukaryota; Viridiplantae; Streptophyta; Magnoliopsida; Solanales; Convolvulaceae. The record is from RefSeq and is a predicted model, not a curated record. The transcript has 2 exons.
AAUUUAUUAAUUCAUUAUUUAAUUAAUUAAAAAAUUUCACGAAAUCCAAUGACCAUCUCCAAAACCGUCACCGUUCUGGACCAGAUUCCGGUGGCACCACCGCCGGAAGGGACCCCCAAAAUCACUCUUCCCCUCAAGUUUCUCGACUUGUUAUGGCUGCACAUGGCCCCAGUUCACCGCCUCAUCUUCUACCAACACCCCAUCUCAAGAACCCACUUCCUAGAAACCCUGAUUCCGGCGAUGAAACAUUCUUUAUCUCUCACCCUUCGCCACUACAGUCCCCUCGCCGGCAAGGUGAUUGUUUCUCCCGACGAUUCUAUCCUGCCGGAAAUUCGUUACGAGGACGGCGACACCGUCCUGUUAGUUCUGGCGGAGUCUGAUUCAGGCGGCGAGGGUCAUUUUGACCAUCUCACCUCCGACCGUGCAAAAAGCUGUACUGAUUUUCAUCCUCUCGUUCCGGCCUUACCGCCGGCUUCGCGUGCACCGGACGGCUCCACCGUAGCCCCCGUGCUCGCGCUACAAGUGACGCUUUUCCCGGACGUCGGGAUUUGCAUCGGCGUGACCAAUCACCAUGCUAGCGGCGACGCUAGCAGCAUCUUCGGUUUCAUGAAGGCCUGGGAAUUUUUCUCCAAUCUCGGCGACAAGAAAACAUCGUCGUCUGUGUCGUUACCGCCGGAAUUUCUGCCGUCGUACGACAGAACAAUGAUCAGAGAUCCGAAAGGACUGGAAUCACUGUUCUGGGACACCAUGAAAACCAUCAAAAUUGAGGACACACACGUCCAUCGUCUUCCAUUAAUCACCAACCGGGUCCGGGUUACAGUCAUUCUGACCCGGGACGAAAUCCAAAAGCUCAAGAAUCACAUCCUCGCGCACCGACCGGAACAAAAACAUGUCUCCUCAUUUACCGUGAUUUGUGCGUACGUAUGGAUUUGCUUAGUAAAAUCGCGAUACGGUGCAGAAACAGACAACACCGACGACGAAGACGAGAUCUUCGGCUGCGCGGCGGAGUGCCGGACACGGUUGGAUCCACCGGCGCCGGAAAACUACUUCGGCAAUUGCCUCACGGCCGUCGUUGGAUUCGCGAAGACGAAGCAACUGACGGGCGAGAAAGCGUUGGUAUUCGCCGCCGCCUUGAUCGGAGACAGCAUCCGCCGGCAACUGUACGACAAGGAGUCUGGGGUUUUCAAAGGCGCUGAAGAUUGGUGUUCAUUGUUAAUGGCGGUGACACCUGACCGAUCAUUGAGCGUGGCUGGGUCGCCUAAAUUCGAUUACUAUGAACUGGAUUUCGGAUGGGGAAGGCCUAAAAAGUUCGAAUUUGCUUCCAUUGAUUUAACUGGUGCCUUAUCUUUUAGUAAAGCCAGGGACAUUGAAGGUGGAAUGGAGAUUGGUUUAUCACUGCCAGCCACACAAAUUGACAGUUUUUCCAGAAUUUUCACCAAUGGUUUAAAGGCUUUAUAGGUUUAUGCAUUUUCAAUUUGUUCCCUCUGUCUCAGAAUGCAGAGUUUAUUUACAUUUUGCAAUUACAAAAAUGUAUCCCUUCUUACCUUUGGGCAUUUUAAUAUAUGCAUUAUUAUUAUUA